AUGAUCGUCGAGGCGUCCAUGUCUCUCGCCGACGACUGGAUACACCGCCCCCCCGGUCUCGAUCUUCGAUUUCUCGACUCAGCUCAGCCUCCGCGGUCAGCAGGCAUCACUCGCCUCCGGAAUGGAUCAUCCAUGGGGCAUCUCAUAUCGCGCCUCCCAACCCCGUUCACUCCUGCAGCAUCCGGGCGUGGAAAGGCGGACCCCCCCCCACCUGCUGCGAUGCUGGGUCCCAUAUGCCGUCAAUGGACGGCUGGGUCUGAGGCCGUCGUCGAGAGAUACAGCAUGUCGCUAGUCAUCCCAUCCCCCUUGACCGUCCCUUUCGUUGACAGUCCCCGCGGAGAUGAGUGGCUGUACGGUACGCCACCACCCAACAAUGCGUUGGAAAGGAAGUUUCGCACAAAGAACGCCCGGCGACACUAG
Colletotrichum higginsianum IMI 349063 is the source of this 420-nucleotide messenger RNA. RefSeq lists its product as uncharacterized. The transcript has 2 exons. The record is from RefSeq and is a predicted model, not a curated record. The coding region runs from base 1 to 420 and encodes 139 amino acids. Lineage: Eukaryota; Fungi; Ascomycota; Sordariomycetes; Glomerellales; Glomerellaceae.